Messenger RNA from Lotus japonicus, 2424 nucleotides. RefSeq names its product threonine--tRNA ligase, mitochondrial 1. Gene Ontology annotation, molecular function: threonine-tRNA ligase activity; ATP binding. Lineage: Eukaryota; Viridiplantae; Streptophyta; Magnoliopsida; Fabales; Fabaceae. Bases 41 to 2188 code for a protein of 715 amino acids. The record is from RefSeq and is a predicted model, not a curated record. Gene Ontology annotation, biological process: threonyl-tRNA aminoacylation. The transcript is spliced from 19 exons. Gene Ontology annotation, cellular component: mitochondrion; cytoplasm; chloroplast.
AAACCUUAGUAACGCUCACACUAUACUAUACUACGAUGCUAUGCUAUGCUCUCUAAUCCGUUUGCGCCGUUACGCCGCUGCUUCACCCUCUCUUCUCCUCCACCACAACCACCACAAUAACCGCUUCUACUCCUCUCCUCCUCCUCCUCCUCCCUCCGCCAUGGUUGCUCACGCGAAAGACGAUGCCUACCUCACCGCCGCAAUCCCAAAGCGCAUCAGCAUGUUCGAGGCGAUUCAGGCUGAACAGCGCACACUCCGGUUAACCCUAUCGCCGGAUCCUAUCAAGGUCACCCUCCCCGACGGCAGCGUUAGGGAUGCUAAGAAAUGGCAGACCACUCCCCUCGACGUUGCUCGCGACAUCUCCAAGAAUUUGGCUGCUAACGCUCUCAUCGCUAAGGUCAAUGGCGUUCUCUGGGACAUGGCUCGUCCUCUCGAGGAGGAUUGCGAGCUCCAGAUCUUCAAGUUCAAUGAUGAUGAAGGAAGAGACACUUUCUGGCAUUCCAGCGCUCACAUUCUAGGCCAGUCUCUUGAGACUGAGUAUGGAUGCAAGCUUUGCAUUGGGCCUUGUACUACAAGAGGAGAGGGAUUCUAUUACGAUGCGUUUUACGGCGACCUGGGUCUGAAUGAUGAUCAUUUCAAGCAAAUUGAGGCUGGGGCAUUGAAGGCUGCUGCGGAAAAACAACCUUUUGAGCGAAUUGAAGUUACCCGUGAUCAGGCUCUUGAGAUGUUUUCGGAGAAUAAGUUUAAGAUUGAAAUUAUCAAUGAUUUGCCAGCUGACAAGACUAUCACGGUAUACAGAUGUGGUCCCCUCGUUGAUUUGUGUCGUGGACCACAUAUACCUAAUACAUCCUUUGUCAAAGCAAUUGCAUGUUUAAAGGCUUCAUCAGCAUAUUGGAGGGGGGACAAAGAUCGUGAAAGUUUACAAAGAGUUUAUGGCAUAUCUUAUCCUGAUCAGAAGAGUUUAAAGGAAUAUUUGCAUAGGCUGGAAGAGGCUAAAAAGUAUGAUCAUAGGAUUUUGGGUGUGAAGCAGGAGCUUAUCCUUCAUCAUGAAUGGAGCCCGGGAAGCUGGUUUUUCCUUCCACAUGGUGCUCGAAUCUACAACAAACUCAUGGAUUUCAUUCGAAAUCAGUACAGAGAUCGGGGCUAUCAAGAGGUCAUAUCCCCGAAUGUAUUUAACAUGGAGUUGUGGGAGAAAUCUGGUCAUGCUGCAAACUAUAGAGAGGAUAUGUUUGUCUUUGAGAUUGACAAACAAGACUUUGGUUUGAAACCAAUGAAUUGCCCAGGGCACUGCUUGAUGUUUCAGCACAGGGUUAGAUCAUAUAGAGAACUCCCACUUCGCUUCGCUGAUUUUGGGGUUUUGCAUCGGAAUGAGGCUAGUGGUGCCCUGAGUGGAUUAACACGUGUCAGGAGAUUUCAGCAGGAUGAUGCACAUAUUUUCUGCAGGGAGUCUCAGAUAAAGGAAGAAGUCAGAAAAGCCUUGAAUUUCAUCAAUUAUGUUUAUGAAGUUUUUGGUUUCACAUAUGAGCUGAAACUUUCAACGAGGCCAGAGAAAUACCUAGGAGAGUUGGCAACAUGGGAGAAGGCUGAAAACGCUCUUAAAGAAGCUUUGGACGAGUUUGGCAAGCCUUGGCAGUUGAAUGAAGGGGAUGGUGCAUUCUAUGGACCUAAGAUAGACAUCAGCGUAUCUGAUGCAUUGAGUCGAAAAUUCCAGUGUGCAACUUUGCAGCUUGACUUCCAGCUUCCUGAUCGAUUUAAAUUGGAAUACUCAGCUGAGGAUGAAGCCAAAAUUGAGAGACCUGUUAUGAUUCACAGAGCCAUUCUAGGAUCUGUUGAGCGCAUGUUUGCCAUUCUUUUAGAGCACUACAAGGGUAAAUGGCCCUUGUGGCUCAGUCCUCGUCAAGCAAUUGUAUGUCCUGUGUCAGAGAAAUCACAAGCUUAUGCACUGCAGGUGCGAGAUCAGAUCCACCAAGCAGGAUAUCACGUUGAUGCUGAUACAACUGAUCGGAAGAUUCAGAAGAAGGUACGGGAAGCUCAAUUAGCGCAGUACAACUACAUCUUGGUUGUUGGAGAGGAGGAAGCUAAUACAGGACAGGUGAGUGUACGGGUUAGAGAUAAAGCAGACCAUAGCGUUAUGAGUAUUGAGAAUCUACUCAAACACUUCAGCGACGAAGUUGCAGCUUUUCAUUGAUACUUCUCUUGUGAAAACUGUUGGAAGCAAAUUUUACCCCCACUCACCUAGUUUGUUCACACUUUGUGUGCAUUAUUUAUAUUUUCAGCCUGACAAUUUACAUUUAGAUGAUUUGGGUAAUGACUGUAUUUUCUAUGUGAAUUUUGGAGCGCACUGAUAUCGAUCCAUUGUUUGAAAAGCUGAGAGAAAGUGUAAUCUUUUAUUUUCUGUCUACAUUUUAAUUAUGUUUUUCGUUA